This is a messenger RNA of Closterium sp. Yama58-4, 1146 nucleotides long. NCBI's taxonomy places the organism in Eukaryota, Viridiplantae, Streptophyta, Zygnematophyceae, Desmidiales, Closteriaceae. The record is from the annotation of a GenBank genome assembly.
AUGGAGGACCCUCCCUACGUUGCUUGGAUGAAGGAACAGAAAAAGCAGGGGAAGCAGCUGCCCUCAAUCAAACGUUUGGCCAAGGCUAAGCGUGACUCCGCUGGAGCCUCCACAAGCAGAGGCUCGCGACUCGCGUACGAAGAAGGCGCGGACACCGACGUGAGUGACGAUGACCUCGAAGAAAUCGUCUCUGAGUCCGACAGUGAAGCCGACUCCGAAAACUACAAGGAGGGCUCGGACGACGACGACAACGAAUCUGACGCAGGAGAGGAGGGGAGCGGCGACGAUCGCAGCACCCGCGCGUCGAAGAAGGAGAAGCGCCCAAAGCCCUCGAGCAACAAGAAGCAGUGGUCGGACGCCGAGCUCACUUCCCUGGCCGCCGCCAAGUGGGUUACGAAGGACGACCUUAAGGCCAUGCAAGGCAAGCAGGGGAGUCAGUAUUGGAAGAAGCUCCGUGCGCACAUCGUCGAGGCGGAGCCGGAUUGGAACCGUGACGAGGGACAGAUGUCGAACGCAUGGAAACGCCUCGAGAAGAAAUACUUCAAAACGAAGCGUGGAGAAUCUGAAAGCGGCGCCAAGGCCGUCAAGAAGAAGCCGUGGUGGGAGUACGUCUAUAAUCUGAAGAAGCACUCCGCCAAGGCCAAGGCGCAUGCACUUGAUGGUGGUGGUGCCGCGACGGUGGACGUCGACGCAUACGCACCAGUACCAGGCACGAAUGACCGUGAGCCGUCGGGCACGCCCGACCUCGGUCAUCCCCGGGCAUCCCGCCGUCCUUUUGCACCUGCUGAGAUGAAUGCCGCCUUAUUACCAUCACAUCCUACACCCACCCCUACAUAUGCUACAAACACCCCCCCACCCAAGCGUAGGCGGGUGGAGGAAACCGCAACCAUGGGAGCAGCGAGGCUGGUGAGCGAGGCCAUCAACAACACCAACUUGAGCGUGGUGCGCCAGCUUCAAGACUCCACACAGAUCGUCGUCGCCGCCAUGAACAUGGCGGCGCUUCAAGCUGGCAUGCGCCUGCUUGCGGCCACCCCGCAAGCACAUGCCGCCGCUCCAGAGAGCACUCCUCCGCCUGCACAGCGUCCGGACGGGGUCGACGAUGCCAUGGCGGGGUCCGAGGAGGCGGCCGAUCAGCCGGAGCCUUAG